Molecule: messenger RNA, 531 nt
Organism: Drosophila serrata
Lineage: Eukaryota; Metazoa; Arthropoda; Insecta; Diptera; Drosophilidae
Gene: Obp50d
Product: Odorant-binding protein 50d
Molecular function (GO): odorant binding
Source: RefSeq, a predicted model, not a curated record
AUGCUUCACUUGCUGACUUGGCUCCUGAUAGCUGCGCCAGCUCUUUCGGCUGUGGAUGACAGUUGUUCCCAAAGGCCGGAAGUAACUACUUUGAAAAACUGCUGCAAACUACCUAACAUGGACUUCUCGAGCUACAAUUCCCAGUGCGGUCAGUAUUUGGUCAAUGGGGCGCACAUUACACCCUGCAGCUUCGAGUGCAUUUUCCAGGCGGCAAAAGCCGUAAACGGUACCAGCCUGGUGAUGCCCAAUAUUGAGAAAAUGAUGAACAAGAUUCUGGCCACCGAUGAGUUUGUACAGGUCUAUGUGGAGGGUUUCAGGAACUGCUCCGGUCAGGAGCAGGCCAUGAUAAAGGCCCUAAAGCGCCGCCGCAUGCCCAUUACCGGAAAGUGUGCCGCCAUGGCUCUGAUGUACGGACUGUGCGCCCAUCGGCACUUCUAUCGCUAUUGUCCGGAUAGCGUGUGGAGCAACAGUCCGGGCUGCAACGAGUCCAGGGAGUACAGCAUUCGCUGCGAGGACCAGCUCACCGGCUAG